GGGCGGGGCGGGGCGCCUCCAGUCCCAGCUCAGCCGAGGGGUUCCCGGGAGGCCUGCCCUCUCCAGUAUCUGCCAGGGGUCUGGUCCCAAGCUUUAAAAAUCCGAGCCGUGGCACUGCAUCCCGACCUCUCCUCUCCCAGCCAGUUCUGGCUGGCUUUUCAAAAGUGUGCAGUUGUCUCCUCCCUGCCCAGCCCCGUCCUCGCCCAGGACCAGCUGUGCGGCCGGCCGGCUUCACUUAGGACGCGAGCGCACCGCGCGGCGCUCACAGUUCAGGCACCUUCGGCUUUCCGCUCUGCUCCCGGGGCCGCUUUGCAAAGUUGGGCAGCUCCAAGCGCACGCUUUGCCUCCGACUUCUCCCUCCCCCGAUUCCAGGCGCCCCCGCUUCCCACGCUCCUUCCACCCGGAGCAGCCUGUCCCAGCGGGCUGGCGGCUCGCACCCCUGUCCAGUCUUCCUCCCCGACCAUGCUGUUCAGGGGCGUCCUGCUGGCAGUGCAAGCAGCCCUGCAGCUUGUCGGUGCCCUGGACCUGCCCGCGGGAUCCUGCGCGUUCGAAGAGAGCACCUGCGGCUUUGACUCGGUGUUCGAGUUCCUGCCGUGGAUUUUAAACGAGGAAGGCCAUUACAUUUAUGUGGACACCUCCUUUGCCAAGCAGGGGGAGAAAGCCGUGCUGCUGAGUUCUGAUCUACAGGCUGAGGAAUGGAGCUGCCUCCGAUUGGUCUACCAGAUAACCACGUCUUUGGGGUCUCCAUCAGAGCCCAGCCGGCUGAACCUCUAUGUGAGAUUUGAUGAUGAAAACUUUGAUCGCUUGCUUUGGUCAGCCAAGGAACCUUCGGACAGCUGGCUCAUAGCCAGCUUGGACUUGCAAAACAGUUCCAAGAAAUUCAAGAUUUUAAUAGAAGGCGUGCUAGGACAUGGAAAUACAGCCAGCAUUGCAGUCUUUGAAAUCAAGAUGACAACUGGCUACUGUAUCGAAUGUGACUUUGAAGAAAAUCAUCUCUGUGGCUUUGUGAACCGCUGGAACCCCAACGUGAACUGGUUUGUUGGAGGAGGAAGCAUUCGGAACUCCCACUCCAUUCUCCCGCAGGAUCACACCUUCAAGAGUGAACUGGGCCACUACAUGUAUGUGGACUCGGUUUACGUCAAGCACUACCAGGAGGUGGCACAGCUAAUCUCCCCAAUGACCACGGCCCCCAUGUCUGGCUGCUUGUUGUUUUAUUACCAACUCCAGCAGGGGAAUGACAACGUCUUCUCCGUGUAUUCGAGGGAUGCGGCCGGCCUGUAUGAGGAGAUCUGGAAAACGGGCAAUCCAGGGAAUGCUGACUGGAACCUCGCUGAGGUGGAGUUCAGCGCCCCGUACCCCAUGGAGGUUAUUUUUGAAGUUGCCUUCAACGGUCCCAAAGGAGGGUAUGUUGCCCUGGAUGAUAUUUCUUUUUCUCCUGUUCCCUGCCAAAAUCAGACAGAGCGUCCUUUUAGUGCCGUAGAAGCAAGCUGCAAUUUUGAGGAAGAUCUCUGCAACUUUUACCAAGACAAAGAAGGCCCAGGCUGGACCCGAGUGAAAGUAAAACCAAACAUGUACCGGGCGGGAGACCACACUUCAGGCUUAGGGUAUUUCUUGAUGGCCAACACAAAGUUUACGUCUCAGCCUGGCUACAUUGGAAGGCUCUACGGUCCCUCCCUGCCAGGAAACUUGCAGUAUUGUUUGCGUUUUUACUAUGCCAUCUAUGGGUUUUUAAAAAUGAGUGACACCCUAGCAGUUUAUAUCUUUGAAGAGAACCACAUGGUUCAAGACAAGAUCUGGUCUGUGCUGGAGUCCCCAAGGGGCGUUUGGAUGCAAGCUGAAAUCACCUUUAAGAAGCCCAUGCCUACCAAGGUGGUUUUCAUGAGCCUGUGCAAAAGUUUUUGGGACUGUGGACUUGUAGCCCUGGAUGACAUUACAAUAGAAUUGGGAAGCUGCUGGUCUCCAGAGAAGCUUCCAACUCCACCUGGAGAGUGUACUUUCGAACAAGAUGAAUGUGCAUUUACUCAGGAGAGAAGGAACCGGAGCAGCUGGCACAGGAGGAGGGGAGAAACUCCUACCUCCUACACAGGACCAAAGGGAGAUCACACCACUGGGGUAGGCUACUACAUGUACAUCGAGGCUUCCCACAUGGUGUACGGACAAAAAGCACGACUCUUGUCCAGGCCUCUACGAGGAGUCACUGGAAAACACUGCUUGACUUUUUUCUACCACAUGUAUGGAGCAGGGACUGGCCUCCUGAAUGUUUAUUUGAAAAAGGAAGGUGACAGUGAAGAGGCCCUCUUAUGGCGAAGAAGAGGUGAGCAGAGCAUCUCCUGGCUACGAGCGCUGAUUGAAUACACCUGUGAGAGGCGACACCAGAUAAUUUUUGAAGCCAUUCGGGGAGUGUCAAUAAGAAGUGAUAUUGCCAUUGAUGAUGUUAAAUUUCAAGCAGGAUCCUGUGCGGAAAUGGAAGCUAUAACUCAGCAAUCAUCAGGAUAUUCUGAGGAUUUAAAUGAAAUUGAGUAUUAAGGAAUGAUCUGAAUCGGAUUAACUAAACAAAGCCAUACCUCUCUUCAAUCAAAAUGAAAAAAAAAACAAAAAAUGAAUGAAUACUGGACAGUCUUAACCGUUUCAUAAGUUAUAAAAUGACUUCAGAGCACUCUUUUUCAUUACUUUUGCAAAAAAUACUGACUCAGGGCUUUUUUUUUU
Messenger RNA from Balaenoptera ricei (Rice's whale), 2706 nucleotides. RefSeq names its product MAM domain containing 2 (gene MAMDC2). The record is from RefSeq and is a predicted model, not a curated record. The coding region runs from base 463 to 2526 and encodes 687 amino acids. The transcript has 14 exons. Gene Ontology annotation, cellular component: membrane. NCBI's taxonomy places the organism in Eukaryota, Metazoa, Chordata, Mammalia, Artiodactyla, Balaenopteridae.